Molecule: messenger RNA, 20023 nt
Organism: Homarus americanus (American lobster)
Lineage: Eukaryota; Metazoa; Arthropoda; Malacostraca; Decapoda; Nephropidae
Product: post-GPI attachment to proteins factor 2-like
Exons: 7
Coding region: 259-1101 (280 amino acids)
Biological process (GO): GPI anchor biosynthetic process
Cellular component (GO): Golgi membrane; endoplasmic reticulum membrane
Source: RefSeq, a predicted model, not a curated record
AAUUGAAACCUGACUUAUUUCACUCUCUUACGACUAAUUUUGUCCAGACUAUUCGUAUUCUUAAGUAAAGGCAGAAAGUAGAAUAGAUGAAUGAAAUUUAAAGCUGACGAGAUGUUCUUCUUAUAACUCAUGCUUGAGAAGCCAGUUGGGGAAUGAUCCUCUCUAGACCACUUAGUUAUAAUUGAUAUAACUAUCCAGAAUAAGUACAUAAAUCCAAAAAAUACAUCGUUGGUGAUAUGAAGAAGCUCGUAAUAUGUAAUGUUAACGCCAUCUAUUGAUAAGAAAUGUUUAGUUAUGGAGCCGCUGAUGAUGGAAUUUAGUGCAGCAGGUCCAGUUUCAGAGAUUGCACUGGGGUGCACGAUGACAGAAUCGGAUGCAGUGGUACGCGUAUCUGUUGCUCGUCUGGCAGUGGUAACUGUCUCCUUACCCCUGGGAGCUUUCUUCCUUUGUAUUUACUUGUCUCUGAGGUUCAACUUUGAUUUAUCAACUGCUACCCACUGUGGGGUUCCAAACUACCUUCCAUCAAUAUCUUCUGCUAUUGGCGAGUUUGUUCCCCAACGGUACAUAUGGAGAGCAGCAAUUGCCGUCCACUGUGCUCCUCGGUUUUUGGUAGCCUCAAUGUAUUACAGCUUUAUGAAUCGAAUUCUGCCUAAUGUUGCCUUCUAUAGAAAUGCAGUGAAAGUUACCACGUUGCUGAAUGUAGUGGAAAAUGUUGCUCUUCUCAGUCUUUCAUUUGUCUCGUCCAAGGAAAAUUAUGAUGUUCACAAGGUAUCUUUCAUCUUGUUCAUGGUGUGUAGUGAGCUUUACAUGGUGCUUACCUGUCUCCUACUUAAAGAUAAUGCAAGGAGAUUCACUACUCCUCUGGAACGUCUAGCCUUCGUCAAAAAGAAACAGCUGAUGACUGCUAAUUUGGCAAGUUUCGUCAUUGCGUUGUACUUCUUCUACCGUCACAACAAAUACUGUGAACCUGGCAUGUACUCGGUAUUUGCCUUCAUGGAAUAUAUAGUGGUCCUUACAAACAUGGCUUUCCAUAUGACAGCAUAUUAUGAUUUUCAUAACCAUGAUCUUGUGGUCUGUGAGUGGAAGACAGCCAGUAGUUGACAAUCAGUGUGAGGAGCAAUAUAACACGACAACUCUGAUCCACGACCUGCAUGGUACACUAUAGGGCAUAACCAGUGUGUAGUUAAGGAUUAUAAAGUCAGGUUAAGAAAAUUAGAUUGAUUGUAAACUACUACCUGGCAUUAUACAGUAGUUUACUUAACUUUAGUCCUGAUUAUAUUACCAUGUUUGGAAAAGGUCUUUUGGUGUUAACUUAACCUGAAUUUUAAUCUUUAACUACUCAUGGAGGGAAGUGAGUGAGGAGGAUGGAAGGAUUUAACUUGGCACUAUCAUCUACUUUGGAUAUAUUGUUCAGUAAGCAUUAACAGAUGGGCAUUUCAGUCUAAAAUGGAAAUAAAUAUUUUUUUUAUUAUCUCUUCAAAUUCAACAGGCAUAUAUGAGGCUUAGUAAGACCAGUGUGUUAACUGGCAUGAAAAUAAGGUCAUCUUUUUAUUGAAAAGUAUUUUUAGUAGCUGAAUUCAACAGAAAGAUAUAACUUUGGCUUUUAUAUGAAAUGUAUGUACAGUACAACACUAGAUAACUUAGGGUCUUUGUUCAGUGUGUUGGAAAAUGGGAAGUAUUUGAAUAUUACACCUUAUAUCAAUGAUUUUUGCAUACUUUUUAGAUUUCCCAAAAGCUUUAUUUAGUGGUGCAUUGGUAAUCAGGUUUUACUAUCCAGCCAGUUACCAGACAAUUAAAAGAUGCUAAAAUCCCACAAACCUCUCUGAGUCUUCAGUUCUACUCAUGACAGCACAUAAUUUUCCAAGAAUUUUUCCUGAUCAUAUACUUUAGGGUGUACUGUACUACCUGAAGACAUCUUGCAUGAUUUCUUUAAGCUACCUAUUUCUUUUCUUCCUUGAGGGUGUAUGAUUUUUUCCUCAAAAAGAUAAUCCUUGCUUAUUAUGCUUAUUGUAAACACCCUUCAAAACAUUUAAAAUAUUACUGUACUGUACAAGCUAUAGUCUACACAAAAUUGAAAUUCUCAUGCCUGAACCACUGGAUGGAAGGCUUCUAUGUCUACCAACACUCUUAUCACUACUACUUACCCUUAACAUUUGUUAGUAGCCAUAUCAAAACUUUUGUUAGAAUAUCUUUAGUUUUAUUAUAGGUUUGUGGAAAUCUAUGGGGAUUUUUUCACAUGUUUUGCAAGUUGAGUUUCAAAUAAAUGCCCUCAUUUAAUACUUUGCUUUUUUUUAAUUGUAAUAUCUGGCUAUCCAGCUGGACAGGACAAGUAACUGGCUGGAUAUCAGAUAUACAGUACAGUACAGUAAAGUUAAUAAAUAUAACAGGGUACCCGGCUGGAUACAAUACCUUAUUCAGUGCACCCUUGGCUUUAUUUUAGCAUUACACUUCAUACACCAAACAUUAUUUCUCUUUAGGGGUCAAUUCAUACCUCAUAACAUGAAUACACGGAGGAGUUUUACCACUAAGUUUUAACCUUUGAAUAUUUAGGAAAACAGUUUGUAGUUGUUAUACCCCAAAAAAUUUGGUAGCAUAUAUUUUUAAAGACUAUAAUUGCCAUUAAUGCCUCAGGACUUGCAUACAUGCAGCACUUAUUUAAAUUGUUUAGUUUGCUAGAGUAUGUGUAGAAAGACAGUAGUUAGUGCCCGAGUGUCCCAAGUACUCACAUACCCUCCUUCAAGUCUUAUAGGGACUGUAUGGGAAGCUUAGCAGGAAGAAAUCCCAGCAUAGCUUGACCAAUCUAUUUGUAAAUUUCAUAUUAAAUUAAUUAAUGGGGAUUUCAAAUAGACAAUUCUUCUUAAUCAUAAGACAUAAUACAGUACUUCAGAAAGUUAUGAGAGCUUGUGACAUUGUCUUCCUGCUUGGCUGUGGCAUGUGUAACCUUCAUACUCAGUAGUCCUUAGUGCUCAAAGUGUUGCUUGCUCACCAUCUAUCCCCUGGUAAACCAGAAUUGACACUGUCCAGGAUGGUGAAUUCAUUAUUCUUGAUGUAAUUUAUACUUACCGUAUUUGAAAUCUGAGUGCAACCAAUGUAGGUACAGUAUAUGUAAAGAUGAAUGUGUAUACAGUACAGUACACAGAAAAUAAGGCAUGCUGUAGAUUGAACAUACGGUUAUUGGGUUUUUGAAUGGCCAAGCCUUUAUCAUCACUUUAGAAACUGCUUGUGAUACUGAACCUGUCAUUUAUAUUGCAGUGAAAUAUUUAAAUAAGUACUGUACUGGUAGUUUAUGUAAUCUUGUUCCAUAAUUAAUAUUUACGCAAGCUCUUGAGGAAGAUGUUUUCUAUCCUAUUUUAAUGAGGAACAUUUUGUUAACUACUCUAGCAUUGUGUUCUCUGAUGAGCUGUGGACUCUUAUUUUUUAAAGUUUAAUAACAUUAAAUUUUGAUAAUUUUAUCACAAAUGUCAUUACUAAAGUUUUAUAAAGACUUAUUAUGAUAGAAUAACUACUGAGUGAAGAAACAUAAUCUCACUUUGUCGCAAUACUUUCCCUAUAACUGUAUAGAUAUGGCUUCAGUUUUUAUACACUGUACAGUACUGUAUAACUAAGAAGAGACUUGUUUAGAGAUACUGUAACAGUAUUUGAUCACUUGAAUAGUCUCAUUAUUUAUCUGCAAUAUAUUUAAGUUUGUGAUGGUUGGUACUUUGCAGUGUUUGGCUUUUAGGAAAGGAAGUUUUAUCUUCUUUUUGUAUCAAAACAAUUUGCUGCACAAUUAUUUAAGGGUAAUUGAGUUGAAGGCACACAUUGUCGAGUUAUGUUACUCCUCACGAGUCUGUAAGGUAAGUUGUGUACAGUGUGUAGAAGACAAGCUGGUUGAUGAUAGUUGGGUGCGCUACACCAAUUAUGAUGUGAUGUUAUGUUAUGUGUAGUGGGAAACGUACCAUAAUCACAGUUCAAGAUAAUAUAUGUAUUUUGUCAGUAUUUUUCUUACAAGUAAUAUUUAGCAUUUAUUAAUUUUUACAAAAAACAAACAGGUUUGGUUCCAUUUCUCCAUUGUGAAGGCAGUGUUGUCCUUCAUAUAAGAGUUUUCUGUUAUUUAGGGAUAAGGUACAGUACCUGCUGUAUUGCCGGUGUUUGUAAAUAUUUGUGGAGCGGUCACAUGACUAGAAUGGUUGGAAUAUAAUAUUAUUUAUAUUGGCAUCAGUUAAUCGUACGGUACUUUACGUUUGUCACAUUAAUGGUUUGUGAAUGUGAAUGUGUUUGGAAAUGUAGUUAUCAGUACAAUACUUGUCUCGUAAACAGAAAAUUUUUAAUAGUAUUGUUAUAUUUUGUCAAAAGUCUAGUACAGUAUAGUACAGUAGGGAAUUUAUUCUGAAUGUAUCCACUACAGGGAGUCCCUGAGUUGAGAGCGUGUAACUUAGGAGCACCUGAACACACCAUAAAAUCCCGAAAUGGUUUUAUAGGUUGAACUUCGAUUUAACGACACUGGAUUUAUCGGUAACUUGCAUUUAACUUCAAAAUUUAUAGAUAAUGGAUUUUUUAUUUAUUAUAAUUAUUAUUAUUUUUUUUAAGGCCUGCCUGUAAUUUCCACUAGUUUCUUUUCCUGCUUACCACAGGAUCUGUCUUGGGCACUAUUAAAUAAUAUUGUAGCGUAUCUAUCAGAAGAUAAUAAAUAUUAUUGUAGUGUAUAAUACGUCUCCAUAUGCCCUGAUUUAUUCACUGAUCAGUUGACCAAGUUCAAACAUACUAGGGUAGACUAUAAUAUCCAGAUUGUUUACACCCCCAUGGGAGGUACGUGUGUACGUGUUUAUUUGCAUACUGUACUCAGACUUGAAUUAUACGUAGAGAAAACAAUUAUUUGUUAAAAUUUAUUAAUUUUAUUAAAAAAAACUUACUCCAUGUAAAUAUCAACACCAUCUCUGAAACAUUUAUCAUUUCUAACCUAACAUAAUUAUUAUGACAAAUAUUAUAAUACUGGUACAGUAUCUUGAUGCAAUGGUUUCAUCAGCGACUUCCCCCCCUCCAUACUUUGAUUUAGCGACACAGUCCAGGUUUCGUCGAUGCCGUUAAAUCGAGGUUCAACCUGUCUUAAUUUGUUAUGGAUAAAAUGCAAUGCAAUUAAAAAUUUAAUUUUCAAAUUAAAUAAAAUUAAUUUAUAUAGAUUGUGUUGUAAAUUGUUCUUUUCUUUUUAUGGUAAAGUGAGUAUUUAUAUUUUAAACACUGUGAUGAAUCGUAUAUUCCAUGUUUUGAAGAUUUUAUCUUUUCCUAUUCCAUUUUAUAAUUAUACUGUAUUGAAUGAGGAAAACUCGAUCUAAUGAAAUAAAUUAAACUGAAAAACCCCACAUAGACACCUGCUACUGUACAUCCACGAGUACUCGUGCUACUGCCGCACGUAUAAAAUAAAUACAAAACUACCUCCGAUAAGCCCAGCUCUUAUGCUUAUGUUCUCUGUCCCUAUGUGUAAAGUCUUGUGUCAAAAACAAUUUUGUUUGGAAACACUAUUGUCAUAUACACAUUUUUGUAAGCAAAUCUCUUAGGGUACAGUUAUUAAAACUUCAUUUACAGGUACAGUAAGUCCCCAUUGAACGUUACUACUUUGAACUAAUCCUCACUAUAACGAAAGCAAGUUUUUACUACCCAUUUUCCUAUUAACGAAAGACUGUUCUACUAUUACCAAAGGUAAGUUUCCCCCACCUUUCUGCAUUCUCACCACCAGCUCCAUGAUCAUCACCAUCACCACCACUAACUCUAUUUUCACCACCUAAAUCAUAAUUUCAUCUUCCUCCCUACCUUCCACCAACUGUAUCUCACCGACACUGCCUCUCUCACUCAUUGUGACUGUCAUUCAUGAUAAUACAAUACUGUACAACACUGUACAUUGUUUAUAUUGUUGCAGGUAUUCUCACUCCAUAAUUUAAACUUUGUCACAUAAUGUAGAAGGAAACAAUGUUGUUCAUUUAUACUUACACUCAAUUUUGUGGGUAGACAUCAGCUGUUAAAUUGUCAGGCAGUCCUGCAGCCAGUGUUACCAAACAAACCGACUGACGCAUCAUCUCCUCACCACUUACCGUCUUCCUUCCUCCCUCUUUCCCACCCACUGUAUCUCACCAACACUUUGCCUUUCUCUCAUUCUACUAUGAAUGUCAUUCCCAUAUUCCCACAAACAACAAUUGACAACUAUGUUUAUGUACCUUUAUAUUUUACAUGUUAUAUUGUUUUUAUCUUUAGUAUUUUGAUGUGUUGCAAUUAUUUUGUCACAGAGCUUAGUAAUGUACAGUACAUUAAUCUAUCACAGAGCUUAGUAUAGGCACAUAUCUUCCUUAUUAUAUUAAUUUACAGGGAAAAAAUGGUUUCGAUGAACGUAAUCCACCUAACGAAAGCGUUUUAGUGGAACCUAACCCUUUCGUUCAAUGUGGACUUACUGUACAUCUUUGCAUAUUAUGGAAACCCUGAGAGUGUAAAGUGAGCUAAAAAUGUACCCUAAUUAUUGGUGCUAAGCAAAAGAGUGGUGUUUGUUAUAUGCCUGUCAAAGAAAAUAAAAGCAAAAAUAAAAGAAAUGAAAUGGACAUACAGUACUGUAGUCAAAUUAGGGUUCACAGAAGGAGAAACACUGACACACAUCAGCUGCUUGUUUCACUUGAGUCGUUCAAUGAUGUAAAAAGUAACAAAAGAUUAAAGUAAAAGACUUUUUAAAAAUAAUAAUAAUUUGUUUUGUUUUAUUAAUUGUAUUACUGUACAGUAAUAUUUUUAUCUACUAAUCUUUAUUGCACAUUUACAAUAUUUCAGCUCAUUUAAGGGUUAAAUAGACUUUAGUGGGUAGGCUUGGGAACCUAACCACCAUUUACCACAUUUAGUCUAUGAGAAAUUGAGUUUUGAUUUCCAAACAAAUGACUUAUGAAUAAAAUUUUGAAGUGCAACCCAUUCUUAACCAAGAGACUUCCUGUAAAUCAUAUUUUUCUGGGGAUAUUUUACUGCUUAAAUAUACGUACUAAUUGAGUAUUAAAACUGUGACCAUGGGAAAUCCUGGCUACUGUUAUGUGCGUAAAUACAAAAGAAAAAAAAACCUUAAAACCAUAUUAUUUUCUUACAAAAUUGAAGACAGGCAUGCAGAAGUAUGAAAAUGAAAAAAAAAAUUGUAAAUCAUUAUUCUACCUUUGUUUUGCUGUGGUAGAGUGUUUAACAAAUGUGUGGGGGCCGAGCAACUAGGGACAGGAGAGAGGAGUAGGGAGUAAAGGGGGUAGACUGCAACAAAUGGCAAUGAACAUUUGUCUUCCUUGAUAACAUAAAGGCAACUGAGAGCACUAUUGAGGUGUGGGUAGUCUGAAAAGAUCUGAGAGAGACAUGAUUUGCUAUAUAAAUGCUAAUCUUGAUGUACAAUUUUAAAUCAGUGGUAUGAAAAUCUUUUAAUAUGCUGCAUGUUGUAGGCCCAUGUGUAUAAUAUCAUACACGUUGGAGUUUAAGGGUGAAUAAUGGUUAUUUAUUAUUUAAAAGAUUAUGAAUUUGUUUAAAUGGAAAGUGCUUUCAUGGUUGUAUGCAUUAGAAAUACUUAAGUUUUGUGUGUUUGGUUAAAUGGAAUUGUGGGUACUGUACUAUACUGUACCUGUAUUAUGUCUUAAUUAAGAAUACUGAGCAAGCACAGCACAUGCACAAACCAUUGGAUUUUUUGGGGGGAUAUCUAGUCUGUCUCUUUCAUUAUGGUUAUGGUUCUCAUAAAUUUCUUGCUCUGAUUUAAUGAAAUUAUGAAUAUUGAGGGACUAAUUUAUUCCGUGCUCAAAAAAAUCAGUCCAUCAUAUUGUAUUUAUUUGUACUGUAUAUUAAUGCAGAAUGUGCAGAACCUCUAUUCAGCCUACUUAUUUAUUACUCCUUGUCUGAAGCACCUGGUUUAUAGUCACUUACACUUUAAGUUCUUGGAUGCAUUUAUUUGUGGUAGGAUUCAUUCCUCAGAUCUGAGGGUUCUUUUAAUUAUUAUAAGUAAGCAUGAGACCUGGCGGUUAUGUUGGUUGUUAAAUAUUUUCUAUUAAGCAUUUAUGCAAUUAUUGUAAGUGGUGCAGUCACAAGUUUAAGGGAGCACUUUGUAUCAUCAGUUAUAUACCAUAACAAACUAAGGAUGGUCUGAUUAGAUAACAGCUGUAUAGUGUGUCUUAAUAGACACACUUGUUAUUUUACCAGUUUCAUUAUAAUUGCAGUCAUUUUACAUUUUGCAUUUUGUGAUAUCCAGGCCUUAAGAGAACUUCACAUAUAUAUUCACUUAGUGAAACCAUUCCAUUUCCAUGUUUGUCAUGGUUAGAUCAUUACACAAGCAUGCUGUUACUUAUCAAUUUUAUGAUGUAACUGGGACCAUUCCAUUGGUAUGCUGUUAUUAGACUGUCACUGCCAUGUUACAGCAGGUCUUUGUACCAUGAUUUAUUACAUAAACCAUUGCUCUGUACCAUCAUGACUACUGCAUGGUGGUAUAACAACUCUUCAUUAGUGUUAUUAAUUAUUAUUAGUAGUAAUAUGUUUAUUAUUCAGUGAUAUUUAUUCAAUAAGGUGUCUCACACAUUGUAUGCUGGAUGAAAUAUAAAUACUGGUAAUACUGUACAUUCCAGAACAUCAGUUGCUGUACAUUUGACAUACACACUGUAUGGUUUUAGAGAUUUAACAGUAACACUAAAAAAAUUGAUGAUGGUCUAUGAUUUGGUUAGAACUUGUGUUUAAAUGUUUCACUCCUUUCAUUCCUUACUAAUGCCGAAUGAGAGAACCUUGAACAGAUGAACAGAUGAGGUAGCUGUAGUUGAUAAGCUGAAGUGAACAAGAAGGCAAAGAAAAGUUUGAAAUUGAGUGAAUGAAAAUUUCUGAAAGAUUUAAAAUUUGAGAUUGUGUAAUGGUUCAAUAAGUAGAGGUGUGAUAAGAAUGUUUUAAGACACUACCAUCAUCAUGAUAAACUAGACCACAAGAGACAGAACUGAUUUUAACAACAUUUUAAAUUCCUUCAUACUUUACUAGUGCUUCCUUAUGGUAAGCACCAGCUAUCCUAUCAUGUAUAGCAUAGCACCAUCACUUUAGCCAAAGAAGACCACAAUUAAUGUAUUAUUUUAACAUCCCUGUGAAUUCCAUCUUGGUAGUGCUUCCUUGUGUGAUCACUGAUGACUGGUGUAGCCCCAUACAGUGUCACCUGUUCUCAAGAAGUGUCUAUUGUAUUGUACCCAAUUUUGAUUUGUCACUUGGGUUCUCUGCUUCGUAAUUUAUAUUUAAUUUUUAAGGUUUUUAUAAGACAAAUUAACCACUCGUAUUCUUUUUUCUUUUUUACUAAUGCAGAUAGGUUAAUUCUGUACAACUGUAGCUCAUCGUUUUCCAUUAAAAAUGUCAUAUGAGGAACUUCCUUAAUAUUUAAAGUAAUAAAUAUUAAUCUUAUAUUUGUUUUACCAGGAAUUAUGCCAUCAGGAUGGUAAAAUAAUCAGGAUUUCAUAUCAGAAAAUAUCUCUUCCUCCCAGUUAAGGAGUAUUUUACUGUACUGUACAUUAAAUAGCUUUGCUCUUUAUAGGAAACUGUUUAUGUGCACAAUUCAGUAAACCUAGCAGUAGUAAUUUAAUUUUUUUAUAAACUAAUUCUCAUAUUCAUCUAGGUAUCUAAAUUGUUUAUUUAUUUUAGUGUCAUUUUUGUAGGAAUUAAAGGUGUUUAUGAAAAGACUUGGGUUUCCUAAGAGAAGGGAGGUAAUAUACGAGGUCUGAUAGGAAAGUAUCCGACCUUUAGCAGGUGAAAAAAAAAACAAGCUUACUUACUGAGUUCAGACUUUAAUCCCCUUCAAAGUAGGCCCCUUGGGACUCAACACACUUAACCCAGUGGUAACAAGCUAACCAAUUAUAUCAGAGUAUGAUAGAGUAGUGGAAAGCUUUAAGAUUGUCCAUGACAUGUUGCUUUUGUAGGCUAGAUUAGAUGAGUUGCUGCCAUACUGCAUACCCCACAGGUAAAUAAAUUUGCUUUAUUGUAGUCAUACAAUUUAAUCCUCUUAAAGUUUUGGUUUUCUAAGCCUUAGACAGUUGAAGUACUGUACUGGUACAGUAUUCUGUACUGUACAGAGUAUGGUAAAUCCAAAUUUAUUUCAUCCAGUAUUUUGGACAAUUUUCACCUUGUCAACUCUGGACUUAAGGUGUUCAGAUCCUUAUGACAUAUUCAAAGGGACUUUCACCCUUAAGCUGGAUUGUUUCAUCUUCCAUAAUAAUUUAUUAGCUAUGUAUGCAUAUUUUAUUCAGUAUAAAGGGAAGGGUUUGGGGUUUGACCCUAUAUGAAACAUUUUGGUUAACCAGAUUAAGGUUAAACAUAGGCAUGCUGAACUAUGUAGGUAUAAGUGUAUUGGGGUAUGGUUUUCUAAGCAUAUUUUAUACUGUACUGUGAACUUUUAAUAAGGUACUGCAGCUUGUUAUGAAAUAUAUGUGCAUGUUGGUUUUUAAUGUACAAAACUAUAAUCUCCCUUAUGCUAUUAUCAUCAAUAGCAUCUUUCCAUUUUUUGCCAUAGGUUACUUUUUCAAAUUUACAGCAUUUCCAGUUUUCCAGCUGCUUUUGGACUCAUGUUAAUACCACUUAAGACCAUACCAAACAUUUGGCUAAUGAAUGUGUCAUAUACAGUACAGUUUCAAGGUUGUGCACUGGUGGCAGCAACAAUAUUUGCCAUAUUAAAGGAAAAAAAUAUGAAAUAAUGCUCAAGUAAUACGGAAGUACUACUGUACUGUAUGUGAAUAACUUAGGUAGAUGUAUUCUUUUGUUAAUCAGGACAUGAUAUUCAGCCAGCAACUACAGGAUUAUAAAAAAGUGAAAUGAAUUACGUAUAGCCAAGAGAAAGGGAUGAAUUAACUAGGGAUAUAUGUGUAUAGUAAUAGAUUUGGUGUCUUGAAAUCAACCAAAGAAGGAUCACCAUUGUUCAUGGUAAGCAGUGUCAAAGAGACAAAAUAUCUUUUCAAUAGCAACCUGUGUGUUUGAGAGUCCCAUGAAUAUUGAUUCACCUAAUUUUUUUUUCUCCAUGUAUUGGCUGUGAAUGGUGAAGGAAAUAAAUUGCCUUUGGAUGAAGAAAGCCUGUAAAAUGUUAUGUAACUUUCUUUUACUCUACUCUUGAAAUCUUUAUCUCUGUUGAUCUCAUUAUAACAACUUGUGUAAAAAGUUUAUGCAACGGACAUGUCAUUGGUGCUGCUGUAUAGUAAUUACUUUGAGUAAGUUUGUGUUAUUAAAACUGUAAUAUUUUAUUACUCAUAGCAAAUAGUUUUACAUAAUAAUGUACAGUAUGUGCAUGUCAUUUUGGAAAAAGAUGAAUACUGUAGCAACUUUAACAAAACAAGUUAUUUGAAAAUGUAUUUAAGUAAUAAAUGGUACGUACCAGUGUUAUGAAAAAGGAAACACAGGUAUGUGAAUGAAGGAUUGUUUUGAGUAAUAGAAUAUUACCUGUAUUAACUUGGUCUUGUGAGAACCUAUUACCUUGCUGUCCACAGGAUGUAUAAGUUAAGAGCUUCUGUAUUCAAAACCAUGAUCACCUAAGUUGCUCCAGAUGUAAAAACUGUAAAAGCUUGAACCUUAACACCAAUGUAACCCUUAAGUGUUUUAAGGUCAUAAACACUGUUGUUAUAUUUUGGUAUAGGGUCUCUUAACUCAGAAAACCUGAACAAUACCGAGAACUAGAGUGUUUAAGCUCAUUAUCUCUAUACUGUACCCCUAAAAUAGGAGUAAUGGCAACAUUUUUGCUUAACAGAAGUUUUGGUCUGUGUUAAAUGCAUUUAAUUUGAGAGUUAGUAAGGGAAGUACCUUAUGUUAGAUCUCGAGUACAACCAGUUCACUCUUGGUACCAGCCAGAAUGGGUACCUUGAUAGUGUUGCUUUUUAUUUUAUCCCUUUUGUACUUAUCAUAGUUGAUUACAGUACUGUACUUAAUUUUAAAGGCUUUUCUAUGGGGACUCCAGCACAAUGGUUUGGAAUUGAUAAGUAUUUUAGGGCUUGAGAAUAAUAUAACUGUUAACACUUAGGACUGUACAUUGCAUGGUAUGCACAGUAACAGAAAUUAUGAGGAUAGUGGCAGUUUGUAAUUUGAUGUAUCCACUCAUUUAGUAAAGAUGUUUGGUAUUAGACAAAUAAUAUUUAAUGUCAGUUUAUCAAAAUUCAGUACUGUACUACUAACAUUGUUGGGAGCAGGUACCCCACAUUUCCACCAAAGACAGAGCUGUGAUAGCAGUCACAUGCCCGGUAGGUAAGAAAAAAUAAGCUAACCUAUCCUUUAUGUAUUAAUCAAGAAUGUCUUUUAUUGUAUCUGAAUUCAGAAAACUGUUCUACACAUUUAAGUGCCAAUUCUCCAGGUAAAAAGUGUAUGCUGAUUUAGUAGCACUUCUGCACAACCUGUCUCACAGAGUGCAUAUUGGUGCUUCGAGUUUUGUUGAAGAUUUUUAUCUUAAUGCUCUUGUCAAAAUGGAUAGAACAUUUAAUGCUUUUGUCAAAAUGGAUGUAACAUCUGCAUUAAAUUAGAAAAGCAGAAGGCUGCUCCCUGCUAUAAAAUUUUGGAGCCAGUAUUCAUGGUAAUCCAAAUAUGAAUGUAUUUGAUUUAUGGGAGAUGAACAGCAGUGAGCUGGGUUUUGUUCUGAAAAUCUGUUGCAUUUGUGUUGCUUAUAAAAGGUAUUAACAUGAAAUGUAAUGCCUUGUAUAACUUAACAAUAUAUGAUACUAGUCAAUUUAAAAAUAAUUGUGGCAAAUUAUCUUUUCUAUGUUUCAUCUUUCUUGGGUACUUUUGUUAUCAUAUAUUUCUCAGUGUAUGCACAGGUAGUUUGCAGGUAAAAUGGACCCCAACCUAACCUAACAAUUAUGAUUGGCACAAAAAACACUAGAGCCCAUUUGAUGUGUGACCUUCGGUAGUACUAUAGGCAUCGGCAUUAGUUAUUUAUUGUUAUGGUUUCUGGAAUAUUUAAAAAAAGAAAUCUAAGUUUUCAUAUUAUGUGGAAUAAAUUGGAUUGAACUCGACUGUAAAUAAUUGUUUUGUAGACGUGUAGAUGAAAAAUUGAAUUACAGUUGUUUUAUUAUUUAUAUUUACAGUAUUUGUACUUUCAGCCAGGGUUGAUGAAUCAUAGUUGAGAUAUCAGAGCCUGUGCUGUACAGAGAUACAGUACUUUUUGUAUGUACAGUACAGUACUGUACUUUCAGCAGAGAACAAUAAAUGAUAGCUAUCAGAAAUAAUUUGAAAAGGUAGGGAAAUUGCCACUCGUAAAGUGGAUAAUAAAUGGAAAUACUGAGAGUUAAAAGGUGUAUAAAUGUAAGGUUUGGGUAAUAAAACUCUAGCAAGUGCGUGGCAGUGCAGUAGAUACUGAGUCUAGUAGGAGAAUGGUCACUUAAGAGUACACUACUGUACAACCAGUUGAGGUGAAAUUUAUAAAAAAAUUAAAUGUUGUUUAGGAAGUGUGUAAAAGAGGUAACAAGGAGCUGCAAGAUGAUGUAUUUAUUCCUAACAAAUACAUUAGAAAAGGUGCCACCAAAUUAAGAAGGUUUAACUACAUUCAGUUAUUUUUCUUUGGCUCUUCCAACACAAGGAUGAAUUGGUGUUAUUUUAUACAGUACAAUAAGCUGCUUUCCUUCUCUUUUUUUAUAUACAGUAUUGUAUAGUAUAAUUGUUGAGGACGCUCUCUUCCUUUCUACAAAAUCUUAUAUUUUAGUCUACUCCAGCCAGAAUUAACUCCUAAAGUACAUAAUUAUUGCCUCUGCAUGUUUAAGGGACACUGUGUGGGUCAUCCUAGUGUUAUGUAGAUAGAGCAUCAUGAUGAUGAUAUGGGAAUACUGUACUAAUAAUGAUACUGUAUAGGAAUAAGAAGUGCAGAAAUAUGUAAGAAAUGAAUGAAUGUAUGUACAGUACAGGUAUCCCCCUAUUUAUGAUCAUCCAUUUUACUAUAAUCCGUGUUAAUGUUAAUUAGGUAUGAACACCCUUUUGUGAUUUAUGUUAAGCAAAAUCCAUGUUAACGAUGGUUAUCAUUAUAAUAAACUCACUGAUGUGGAAUGUAAACACUGGGGAAGUGCAUCUUUCCCUUCACUUGUCAAGUCCAAGAUGGCCGAUUUGCGCAGAAACCGCUUUUCAAAUCCUCUUCUCAGCUUCACCUAUCUGCAUGGCCACCAUUGAACUACAGUCCCACGCUUUGUUUCAAUAUGAUUGCAUCUGCCCUCGGUGAUGUAACAAAUGUUAUCGUUAUUAAUCGUUGCCUAACCUUGUGAUUGCUGUGAUACUUUGCCGUUAUUCGUCAGGGGAAAACAUUAUCGUUCAGAUUUUGCUGUUUUUACUUUUAUCCUCUGCCACUGAUUGUGGUAACUAAAGGGAUUUUGCUCUUUUGGUGAUAGUGAAUUGAUCACUAUAACUGUAACCUUUAAAAUGGCUAGCAUCCAUCCACAAUGAGUUUCCUUAGCCUCGCAGGGGACAGGUGUUGUUUAAUUUUGUUGUAUUUAUUUAAUUGGUGUAGGAUCGUUUUUUCUGUCGGACAGGCCAGGAACAUAUACCAUUGAAACCCAUGUUAAAAGGCUCGUGGUUUGCGUAAAUUUGAUUUAUGUUAGGGUUUUCAGGAACGCAAUCCUAUCGUAAAUAGGGGGAUACCUGUAUAUGAGGAAGGUGUGUGGCAGUAGAUGCUGAGAGAAUUUUGAAAGAACCAUAAAGAACUUGAUGGGAGUGUAUUGUUGGAGGAAACUGCCUUCAGCACAGUACGUAUACAUACAAUGAGCGUGUGACAUGUGAAGGUGUUGCUGGAACUACUGUGCUACAGGAUAUCAGUGACUAUAAGAGUAUUUUCCCACAGUACAAAAACUAUUGCCAUAUCAGAGCUCAAUUACAUUUUUGUUUCCUAAAUAUUUUACAAUAAUUCAUCUAUGGAAUCUGGUGCCAGAGGUACAGUACAUACAAUAUCACAAGAAUCUUACAUGUGUACUGUACAGGUAUAUUCCUUAGGUAAAGACCAAAUUCUUAAUACUAGUACCUACCCCAUUUUUAGAUUUUCUAUACAAGGAUACAGUAUGCAAAUGACUACCACUUAAAGUCUUCUGUCUACACUAGCUUGUGUAUGACUGACUAAUAUUCUGAGUGGACAUUAAAUCUAAAACAAUAAUAUUCUUAGAUUUUAUCAAAUGCUUCUGAAAGAGUUGAUUUUGUGGGUAACAGAAAUCAGUAUGUUUUUUCAAGCACUAUAUUCUACACCCAAUCUACAGGAAGAAAACCAGAAUUGAUUUUAAGUUGAGUGUGCCAGGAGCCCUUGAUAAAAAUUUAAAGAAAGAAUAAUACAGUACAGUAAUUGAGAGUCGAAUACCAUAUAUGAGUAGGAGCUUGUGUCUCACCUGUAGUUAUUAAUUUCUUUGAUAGUCACUGUAAACAGGUGCUGUCUUUUGAAAUUUUAUGCUUAAGACCAGGUGGCUUUCUCUCCAUUAUACAGUACAUUACAGACUUGUAUUUUUCAGUUUACUAUACAGUACUAGUUUUUGGGACCUAGAUGUUGAGUGUUUUGAUUAACAAGUACAAAAUGUUUUAUGCUCAUUGCUUUAUGUGUAUAACACUGAGGUAUUGACAUAAACUUAAAAAGAAAUGAGAUACAGUACAGUACAUUACAAGAGUAUCUAAUGUACAGUACUUAAAAUACUAUCCUUCUUUUCAUGUCCCUUUUUACUGUAACUUGAACUAAAUCUUAUACCCUGUAUUCACUAAGAAUCUUAGAGAGAACUUAAGCAAUUUUAGAAACUCACAGAAAACAGCAAAUACUGUACUGUAAUACUGUUCUGUAGAUAUUGUAAGACAAGCCUUAAAGAUUGUGACUGACAACCUUGUAUUUAAAUAGUUUUCCUGUUCAGUUGUAUUAUGCAAUUUGAUGUUGCUGCAGUAAGAGGAUUUACAGUAUGCAUAUUGUACUACUGUACUGUACUGCCUUGUCAGUGCUAGUUGUAAACCUUGGUUCACAUUAGGAAAAGUUUAAAGGCUUAGUUCUGUAUUAUUUAUACACCAGUUUUGUUAUAAUUAUAUUUACUGCUAGAUAUAAACUACAUUGCUGAUGUGAUGGAUGUAAGGUUCAUCAUGAAUGGUUAUAAUUAUAUUUAGUCUUGAAUUGUUAUUUUGGAGGCCAUGGAGUCUAGGCAAGGAUAAUCUGCUAACCCACAACCCCAAGAAAAGGUGUCAACUAAUAUUAUGUUUUUGGUAAUUUUAUAUAAAACGACUGCCUCUGUUACUAUGCCACAUAUUUUAAUAGAUAUAAAUGCCCUGAAAGUUGGUAGCUCAAUGAGCAAAUAUUAAUAUUUAGAAAUAUUUGAAACUUGAACCUCAAAAUGUACCGGUAAGUUGUUUAUUGAUGUACAGUAAUUGAAAAGUAUAAAAUUACACAUGCAGUACAGUACUGUGUAAGGUUCUUAAAGUUCAAGGUUCUGUAAGCUUACCGUCCGUUUCUCCUGACUUGUCAAUUAAGGGUAAAUACCCUGUACUUCUCUCAAGAGCCUUUUUAGAAAACCGUGUCUUCUUCUGUAGUUAAAUAACCCAUUCCUAGGGAUCUCUACUAUAUUAUAAAAAAAAAAAAAAAACCUAUUGAAAACAUAUACAGUACAGUACAUUAGUUGUUAAAGCGACAUAGGUGGAAGAGAUUCUGAAUUACAGUUGUUGGGUUUAUUAGUGAUUUCCCUUAAUUUUGUAAUGGUUCAGUACAGUACGUUUUGUAGAGUUGAUCUAGCUUAGGUCUCUUAGUGUCCCAGUUGCCUCUUAGUUAUUUUGCUGAUAGUCAUAUGAUAUAUUUAUGGCUGCACUGGCAGUAUAAGCAUUGGUGUAGACUAUAACUUGACACUUUUGUGCUCUGUACACUAGCUGUUGGCAAUCACCAUUGCAUGUGAUAAGAAAGAUGCCUUGGGUGAUGCUUUGUCUUCAUCAUAGUGGCUUUAUGGUGUAAUAUAUUUAAUAAGACAUCUUCAGACUACUGUAUAUUCUGACAAUUAUUGUGUGUUUGAUAUACUGUAUGGUUCAUUACUGCUAUGGUGCAUCUGGCUCUCGUAAAGUAACAAAUGGUGUAUGUUGUUUUGCAAAUUUUAUUAUCUAAAUGAUAUAACUUCAAUCCUAAAAUCUCCUUUUAAGUCAGUAAUCACCACACACUGCUUCUGGUAAUGAAGAAAGUCUUCAAUCCAUGCUAGAGGAUUCUUCCCCAAAAUUUUGUACCCUUCCAGUUUAAUUUUUAGUGUUUCAUGGGGUAUGCUCUCUUGUAUUUUUGUGGUGAAUUCUAAUAUGUGUGUCUGGAACAUUUGUAACAAAAAGCUUGAAGUAGACCCUAAGUCAUCUGUGUAAAGCCUGAAAUACAGAAAUCUUAUGUAUAAUAUAAAUUGCUUCAUUUAUUGUUUCCUCCUCAAAACUAACCAGGCCCACACAUCAACACAUCAUGAGAUUUUCUGUGUUGUUAAAUAAAAGCAGGAAAAAUACUACUGUUUUGAUCAUUACAGAUAGUAAUGCUGUUAGUAGGAGACCAAAAAACAUUACAGGGUAUUAGACUACUGCUCAUUUAGUACAAGUGGUGAUGAUUAAGAAUUUCAUGCAUUUUAGAAUACAGUAGUGUAUCCCAUAAGCAAGUUAUUUAGUGUUUUCCUGUGAAUAUAAAUGCACUUUAUCAAAUAAAUUUUCUUACCGGGUAUUUUUUUAAAAAGGAGAAUGAAAUGACAACAAUUGCUCUUAAUCUGAGAUAAAAUAUUUACAUUCCUAUGUUAAACAGCAUUUGUAUUUUUAUCAACAAACAGUAUGUGUUUUGUUGACCUGUCACAACUGUCAAGGGUAAAUGAAGUUGUGAGACUUUGAUAUGUUUGCUUCAUAACAUGCAAUUUUAUUUUCUGUAGGAGAUUACAUAGCACGUACUGUACUGCCCUCCCAUUAAGCUAAGUUAGCAUAACUUAACUUUAUCACCUACUUAAUCACCCUAACCUAAUCCUCACCUUACUUAAUCACCCAAACUUAAUCCUUACCUUACUUAAUCACCCAAACUUAAUCCCUACCUUACUUAAUCACCCUAACCUAAUCCUCACUUUACUUAAUCACCCUAGCCUAACCACAGGAAGGAAAGUACGUAUACCAGUACCAUGUGACUUACUGCAGCUAAGUACAGUUAACAAAUAUAUUAUCCCUUAUUUGGAAAAUACUGUCCUGUAUAUGCCAAAUCCUCUUUUAUUAUACUGCAGUAAUUUGACUUACGGAUGUUUACAAUACUGUAUGUAUACUGUACUGUACAGUAUAUUAGAUGCAGGUUGUAUUUAAUCUCAUGAUUUUAAUUAUAUUUAUGUCAAUGGUGUUGGGAUAUCAUAAAAUUACACGUAGCCUACUUUUAAACAUUGUACAGUGAGUACCUAAUUAUUAUGGCUAUACUGUAUGUCACUUAUUACCAUUGUUUAUUUAUACAGAGUAUUGUGAAUAAAUUAUUAUUAGGUGUCAAGUAGGUGAUUUCUGCAGGUCCUGUACAUGCAGUUGAUGAUCUGUUCAGCUUUAUUAUAACAUAAAACUUUAUUGUGUUUUACUCAUACUUUAUACAGCUGUACUGUACUUAUUUUGGGGUAACAAGGUGUCUGUCUACAUAACAACACACAGUAUACACUAACAAAGAAUAAUAUUGAAGAAUACAGUACAGAAUGUAUAAAGAAUCAUAAUUUUGCAUAAAUGCCUAUGUCGAAGAAGGCUCUUAAGCUUUGCAAUAUAGGGUGGUUAGCACUAAAUACAGUAGUACUAAGACCAAAGUGAUCUCAUGGAUGCUCAGUAUUCAGUAUGGAGAUACAGUUCAUCUAGUGGCAAUAGUUUUCCAUAUUUAAUUUAGCUUCAGGUUAAUUACAAUAUUUGGAGUUUUACAUUAAUGGCAACAUUUGUCAUUUUAAUUUCUUUGUACCAUUCCAGCAUAAUUCAUAUUAUAUGUACACUCGCCACAAAAAGUUCUCUAACAGCUGGGCACGACAAAUUUCAGAAUGAGCACUAUGGCUCCUGUCCUCUCAAAUGCUCUAAGGGUCAUACAAUAUGACAAAACACAUGAGAAAUCUGAACAUUGCCCUCAGAAAGCAAUGUUCACAUUUCUCAUUCAUUUUGUCAUAUUGUAUGACCCUUAGAGCAUUUGAUAACUUUUUGUGGCAAAUGUACUGGUAAAUAAAAUUUCCAGUCAGAUAAUUUUGUGCGAAAAGCCUUGAGAUUAAUGAGUUUUGUUUUAUCUGCACUCUUGAGAAUUAUUGACAAUCAAAACAGUCAUAAAUGCAUUUUAUUAUUGUUGAUAUGUUUGGCACCAGUAUUUUUAAACAUAACUGUAACAAAGAUGGACAGAGUUAUCAUGACAAUAAUAUGCCUGUACUGUACACUGUAUGUGAAUUUUCAUGUGCUAAUAAUAUAUAUUUUCUUUGGAAUUUAGUGAAAACUGUGUAUCAUAGGGUAUACAGUACAGUACAGUACAGUACUGUACUUUAUUAAAGAAAAGUGAUUUAUUAGUAAGCAGUUUCUAUCCAAAAUUAAGUUUAUAUUCAGACCAAUAAUGUUUUAUAUUUAGAGAUCCAUCUCAAAAUACCCUUGUUAUAUUGAGAUGUUGGUCUAUCAUCAUUUUUGUUUGUUGGGCACUAGUGAGUUUUUCCUCCUUUAAAAAGAACUGGUGCUCUAGAGAUAAAACAUCAGCUAAUAGUAUGUGUGUAUAUCAGGGGCAGAUCCAGAAUUCUGAGAAGAGAGAUUUCUAUCUCGAGGAUGAACACAUGAAGUUUUAACUUGUAUGGAAAAAAAAAUUAUGGGAAUAAAGUAAUAUAUAUAAACUAGAGUCAUUACUUAUGUUACAAUUCAAAAGGAAACUUCUCACCUGAAUCAAAGGAGAUGUGAAGGAAACUGACGGUUCCGUUCAUUCCCUCAAACUCCUCUGGAUCUGCUUGCUGUGGAAUCUGACUUUGGUAUCAUACUGUAUAUCAUUUAGACAACCUAACUGAAUUUCUUGUAAACCUAUCUCAUUCUGUAUUGUUUGGUAGACAUUGAUUUUCAUAUACCUACACACCUACUUUCUCUCGUCUUCAAACUUUCCUAAUAGAAAUGUAUCUUA